Coprinopsis cinerea okayama7#130 is the source of this 219-nucleotide messenger RNA. RefSeq lists its product as hypothetical. The transcript is spliced from 2 exons. The record is from RefSeq and is a predicted model, not a curated record. Bases 1 to 219 code for a protein of 72 amino acids. Lineage: Eukaryota; Fungi; Basidiomycota; Agaricomycetes; Agaricales; Psathyrellaceae.
AUGCCCGUGUUCCUCCUAGGGAGUGCUAUCUAUCUGGGUUUGAGGCUAACCCAGAUGAAGCUAUCCCACGAGAAGUAUGUCGUCGAUGCGGAGAGUCGAAUCCAAGCUCUAGAAGCUGAGAUUGCAGGCCUCGAAAAGAGCGGGCCAGAGCCUCAGGUUACUGUGACCUCUGGUUCCCAAACGCCGCCUUCAAAACCAUCGCGCUGGGGUCUGUGGUGA